This is a messenger RNA of Phytophthora nicotianae INRA-310, 318 nucleotides long. RefSeq lists its product as hypothetical. Bases 1 to 318 code for a protein of 105 amino acids. The record is from RefSeq and is a predicted model, not a curated record. The transcript has 3 exons. Lineage: Eukaryota; Oomycota; Peronosporomycetes; Peronosporales; Peronosporaceae.
AUGGCGUGGACUUACAAGACAGGGCUAUUCAAGCAGCAAAUGAGGGUGUCCACCGUGAAUCCGUUCAUUAAGCUAGAACGAGACAACGAGUUAGAGGAGAAGGCAGCAGCUACGAGCGAGGUCGGUGUGCGUCUAAGAAGCUUCAGCUUUACGACAGCAUGGGCUCCAGCAGGUUGGCGACAGCUGCGGUGUAUUUGCGUGUCUCCCGCUAUGGAAGUCCGUGUCGAUCGAUCGCCAACGGGCGUGUCCAAGUCUAGUAUAACCAAGCUGCGUUGGAAAUUUUUGCAAGCGAUUUUGGAGGUGGAGCACCGCUUGUAG